Cylindrotheca closterium is the source of this 696-nucleotide messenger RNA. The record is from the annotation of a GenBank genome assembly. Lineage: Eukaryota; Bacillariophyta; Bacillariophyceae; Bacillariales; Bacillariaceae.
AUGAAGCUCAUCAACUCGUCCUCCUCCACCAAGCGAAACUGCUUUGUUUCUUUCCUUCUCCUCUGCCUCUUUGAGCUAACAUCGGCUUCGACCAGCAGCUUGACAACUACUGUCGAUGGAAAUCAGAUUGCCCGCCGUGCAAAACGAGGCGCCAACAACAACUAUACCACGAAAUCGAAGUGCGUCGAAAAGACAACACCCAUGGACGAUGGUGGCAACAAGGUUACUACAAAGUGUGUCCACCAAGUCGUCUUUGACAACGACGAUAUCGAUACUAUGUCUCCCACUUGGAAUCCAAGCGCUACUCCAUCCACUUUGCCCACUAACAGCCCAACUUCGGCUACCAGCAGUGCGCCUACUUUGGGACCCACCUCGGGUCCAACUUCUGCUCCCAGCGGUACGCCCACUUGGGGACCGACCUCGGGACCCACAACUGGUCCUACAUCUGGACCAACCAGUGGGCCCUCCAUAGAACCCACCAGCACUGGGGUUUUGGUAUCGACGCUUCCCGCUGUUGAAGGUCGGGGCACCAAGGUCUCCUCAACCAAGGCGGCCAUUGGCGCCUUGGUCGGCGGAAUUUUGGGCUUUGCGGUUUUGGCUGUUGGAGCAAAGGCUGUCGAAACUGCCUGGAACCGUAGGUCAACAUCUGACGACUCCUCUAUUAUGGCCCUUGGUGACGAAGAACAGGCCUCCUAG